UGUUGACAACCUUCCGAAAUCCAUCAAAGAAGUAUGACAACCGGGUUCAGUCCGUUCAGCCAACUAGACAACAUUUUGCUGUCCGGGGGUAAACCAGCUGUGAGAUUUUUUUCCCCUCGAUGGUGCUAGGAACCUAUUUGAAAACUAACAGAGCUGGAACAAGGACACACACUUCGUAGUCCAGAUCUCCUUUCUGUCUUGUUUUCCACUGAAGACAAAUGAGUCAUGGAUCAAGCUGUUGUGGACAAUCCUGUUACCCUUGUGAUCAGGGCUCCCAACCAGAAAUAUGAUGACCAGACAAUCAACUGCUACCAGAACUGGACUGUGGAGAAACUCAAAGCUCACCUGUCUGACGUGUACCCGAGUAAACCUCUGAUCACUGUUAUUGAAAGCUCCAAAGACCAGAGGCUGGUGUAUUCUGGAAAGCUCCUGUUGGAUCAUUUUACCUUAAAAGAUGUGCUCAGAAAGCAGGACGAGUACCAUAUGCUCCAUCUGGUGUGCGCCUCACGAACCCCUCCCAGCUCCCCAAAGCCCACCCGCAGCUGCAGUAACAAGCCCCAGGAGAGCACAGCCCGUCCCACGGCCCCUCAGAACUCUAAUGGAGUUGGUCAGGAUAGCCACUCCUCUACAGGAGGGAGCAGUGAUGGACUCAGACACCGAGCUGGAUCCUUCCCUUACCACCAGAUGUAUCCACAAUUUAUGUACAGCUGGAACCAACACUCUGCUCAGUCGACGCCUCCCGCAAAUAUGCCCGCUUAUUACAACCCCAUGACACUCAUGUGGUGGCAGCAGCUGUAUGCCAGGCAGUACUACAUGCAUUAUCAGUUACUUGCCGCCUCCUCUCAGCACCUCAGGCCCGACCAGCCCUCAACCCAGUCUAACCAGUCCCAUCCCCAGAGUCAACGACCCCAAGUGGGUCGUCACGGCAACCCAGAAGUCCAGAUGAAUGCCCAAGGAGGGGAGAUCCUGAACGAGGAAGAGCUCAAUCGGGACUGGCUGGAUUGGGUGUACACAUUUUCACGCGCUGCCAUCUUACUCAGUAUAGUCUACUUCUACUCGUCCUUCAGCCGCUUUGUCAUGGUGAUGAUGGCCAUGCUGGUGCUUUACCUGCAUCAGGCCGGCUGGUUUCCGUUUAACCUGGAGAACGAACUUCAGCUUCCCGGAGACGGAGGCAAUCAGGAUGAUGCCGAGGGGGAGCCACAAAACCAAGACUUACAAGAAAUGGAAGGAGUGUUGGAUGAUGGUUCUGAUGAUGAGGAUGGGGAAAGCGGAGAGGAAGGAGCGGAAGAUCCUAACAGUGCCCCCCACACAGGCUUCUUGUCCUCCACGUGGUCAUUCAUCAUAACCUUUUUCAUGUCACUCAUCCCAGAGGGGCCACCAAACGGCGCUAACUGAACCACAAGCACUAUGUGCUGCCACAGUUCCCCACCGAAGCAUUUUCUUUAAGAGGAGGGUGAAUAUCUCUCCAGGUUAGGGAAACUCUUUCUUUUACAAUGCAGUGUUACAGUUUCCCAAUAGUCUACGUGAAACUUUGAGCAGAACCACAGCAGGCCGAUUUAAAAAAGGAAAAAAAGGCAAUUUUACGUGAAGUUGUUUUCUUUGUCUGCACAAAGACAAAUAUUUUAAACUAACCAACGAGAAGUUUGUUCACUGUGUAUGAAUUGAUUGCUAUCGACAGCAUGUAAACAUAGGGACGACAAUUAACUGCUGCGUUUUUGGCACCUAAAUCUUUAUUUUUUCUUUGUAAGAAGCCAUUGUUGAAAUAGUUGUUUUGCUCGAAUUGUAAUGAAUUAUUUGUAAUUGUCGUUAUAUUACAAUAAGACAUUUUAAAAGAGCCACGUUAGUGUUAAAGCUGAAUUUCAGUGAUUAAUAGUGAAUCAUGUAGCGCCUGUAAUACAUGAGUUAUUUUGGCCCAAGACUUUAUGAAACACAUUUGUACUGUGUUUAAGUGAAACCCAGUGAUGCUGGCUAGUAACGUGUGAUUUUCUUGUUUGUUUGUUUUUUAAGGAGAAAUGAUGUACAACCGAUGCUUUCAGACAGUCUCAGAUUACUGAAUGACAGAAGAAAUUAUUAUUUUGACUGAAGUUCUGGCUGUUGAGAAGACAAUAAAAAAAUCUCACUGUUUAUUGA
Messenger RNA from Pelmatolapia mariae (spotted tilapia), 2130 nucleotides. Its product is annotated as homocysteine-responsive endoplasmic reticulum-resident ubiquitin-like domain member 2 protein. Gene Ontology annotation, molecular function: protein binding. The record is from RefSeq and is a predicted model, not a curated record. NCBI's taxonomy places the organism in Eukaryota, Metazoa, Chordata, Actinopteri, Cichliformes, Cichlidae. Gene Ontology annotation, biological process: endoplasmic reticulum unfolded protein response. Bases 226 to 1395 code for a protein of 389 amino acids. The transcript is spliced from 10 exons.